This is a messenger RNA of Scutellospora calospora, 397 nucleotides long. The record is from the annotation of a GenBank genome assembly. Lineage: Eukaryota; Fungi; Glomeromycota; Glomeromycetes; Diversisporales; Gigasporaceae.
CUCAGAUAACCCUUAUGUCACUGACAUGGCUAUUGAGGAUUCCAAUAGUUCAGCUGAGUCAGAUAAUGCACCUACAACUUCCAAUUCACAAACUGAUAAAGUUCAACCUACAAACCCAAAGAAUAAUCUCAAUAGAUUACCAACAUCAAACAACAACACCAUUUCUACUUCGAACCAAGAUUUAGAUAAAGAAAUAAAAAUGGAAACAGAUUCUUCAAACACAGUUACAACCUCUGAACUUGAAGAAAAUAUACCUAAUGCUGAGAAGGCAGAAACUACAUCUGCAUCGACAAAAAAGAAAAAAGGAAAUAAAGGAAAGCUUCAAGCUUCAAACAAUGGAAUCCAAACAGCAGAAACUGAAGCCACUUCAAAAGAGGCUUCUCAAUCACAAGAUUAA